GACACGUGUAGGCUACUUCGAGAACCCUCGAGAGCCUUUCUCGAAAGGUAUGCGUGCCGCCCCCUCUCCCUUUCUGUCCGACCCUCGGACAGUGCUAUCAACACAUUAGUGCGUUAUGCUUGUAUCGACGCACUGAUCGCCACAACGCUCAACUACAGACUCAAUGGAAUUUUCGAAAGCGAAACUCAAUUUGUCAGUGACGACCUGUUAACAUCGAAGGACAAUGGCCAUUUGGAAAACUUUCUGGCGGUAGGAAAAUCCUUCAUCGUAUUAGGUGACAUGUUCUACGACACCGAUUUUGCAGAGAAAGUUCUAGCUUGGCUGUGCAGAUUGAAACAACGCACUGCCACCCGCAUACUAAUCGGAGAUCCAAAUCGCCACCCGCUUGGUGACGAGCAACUGAAUAGGUAUGAAACGAACGUGAUGAAAAAGCAGUUGAGAUGUUAUUCUCUACCUGACUUUGUAAUGCGAGAACACUAUGGCUUCAGCGCUGUAAACGUAAUUGAACUACAAUUCAUUAGAGCACAAACUUCUGAUAGAUGA
Molecule: messenger RNA, 543 nt
Organism: Cylicostephanus goldi
Lineage: Eukaryota; Metazoa; Nematoda; Chromadorea; Rhabditida; Strongylidae
Source: the annotation of a GenBank genome assembly